AAAAAUAAAAAUAAAAAUAAAGGAAAAAUUAUUAGAAUAGGGAAAAAUAUUGAUUUCUGUCUCUUCGUCGUUCGAUCGAACCGACUACCUUCACUAAUCACUACCGUAUUAUCCUCACCGAUUCCAAGAAUACAGGUAGAAAAGAUUAAAGAUUUUCAGAAAAAAAAUUGAGCUGAAAUUCAAGUAUUCAACCGCAGAGAAGAGAUUAGGGAAGAAAUAUGAGCAAUCUGAGGGCAAUUUGUAGACCUCAUGCAGUUUUCUCUUCAAUCACCUGUUGCUGCAGAGGACUGUUGGUCAAAUCGACGGUUCGCGUUCCGGUUCGGAUCCCUAGCCCCGGACCUCGAUGGAGCACAAAGCCGCCGGCGUUCUCGACGUGGUUCGAUUCGUCCAGGAGAAUUGAGCCCUGGGAUGGAGUGAAUAGGCGGCAGAGGAAGAGCAUAGCUACUAAUUCAUACAAUUGGAACAACUCCAAAUCCCCUUACGAAACCCUCGAGUUGGAAGGAGAUGCAGAUGAAGAGCAAAUAAAGGUGGCAUACAGACGUUUGGUGAAGUUCUACCAUCCAGAUGUUUAUGAUGGCAGUGGGACUCUUGAAGAGGGGGAAACUGCUGAAACACGAUUUAUUAAGAUUCAAGCUGCUUAUGAGUUGCUGCUAGAUAAAGAACAACGAAGGCAAUAUGACAAAGAAAAUCGGGUGAACCCUAUGAAGGCAUCCCAAGCAUGGAUGGAAUGGCUUAUUAAAAAGCGGAAAGCAUUUGACCAACGGGGUGAUAUGGCUAUUGCAGCAUGGGCUGAACAGCAGCAGCGUGAAUUGAAUCUUAAAGCACGCCGCCUUGCACGAUCAAAGAUGGAUCCUGAAGAGGAGAGGAAAAUACUGGAGAAAGAGAGGAAGGCAUCAUUGGAAAAUGUUAACACUACUUUGAGGCGGCAUACACUUGUGUUACGGAAAAGGGAUAUAAUGCGAAGAAAAGCAGAAGAGGAGAAGAAAAGGUUGAUUAACCAGCUGCUGGCAGCAGAGGGACUUGAGCUUGAAGAGGAGGAUGAUAAAAGCUUGUAGAAUAUACACCACCCUGUUAUAGCCGCUAUACUUUAAACGUUGCUUGGGGGUAUACUUGUCUGUUUAUUGUACAUGGAAGAUGAAAGUUGCAUUGUACAUUGGAAAACUCUUGAAAUGUGCAAAGAUGAAAGUCCAUGAAUUCGGUUCUUUCAUCGUUCACUUGUUCCAGUUCUUAUGGGAAAACUCCUGAAAUGUUCCUUGUAAUUGAAUGUUGAUGCAUAGGCAUCUAUAUUUCACAUUCUCCCUUCAACUCCAAUUAUUUGUAAGGGAUUGAGUAGGGAAAGAUAUGGUCAUUCCGAUUUUCAGUUCUAA
Messenger RNA from Ipomoea nil (Japanese morning glory), 1367 nucleotides. RefSeq names its product dnaJ homolog subfamily C member 8. The record is from RefSeq and is a predicted model, not a curated record. The transcript has 5 exons. NCBI's taxonomy places the organism in Eukaryota, Viridiplantae, Streptophyta, Magnoliopsida, Solanales, Convolvulaceae. The coding region runs from base 219 to 1055 and encodes 278 amino acids.